Molecule: messenger RNA, 6225 nt
Organism: Neopsephotus bourkii (Bourke's parrot)
Lineage: Eukaryota; Metazoa; Chordata; Aves; Psittaciformes; Psittacidae
Product: protein-glutamine gamma-glutamyltransferase 5-like
Exons: 13
Coding region: 905-4705 (1266 amino acids)
Biological process (GO): peptide cross-linking
Molecular function (GO): protein-glutamine gamma-glutamyltransferase activity
Source: RefSeq, a predicted model, not a curated record
UUCAAAGGAUAUCUCAUGGAAAAGUUGGCAUAGAGGCAUAAGAAAGAUAGGAGGUAGCAUAAAAAAUAUUCAUUUUGGUUUUGUGAGAGGAAAUUUCAGUCUUUCCUGUUUGCUGGCUAAUGUACUUAUCUGGGUGUGCAGAGAGAACAUUUUUGUAGUUCUUUUAUUAAAUAUUCCUGGAACCUAACUAAAAUAAUACAUUUUUGUGCAUACUUAAAUGUUUUCUGUUCACAGAUAUGAUUGGAAAAGUCUUGUGGUUUUCAUGAUUUCAGGAGAAGGGAGAUAGAGUGAGCUAAGAAGCUACAAAAUUGUUUGUGUGCUAGAAUAUAAACAUACACAAAGUAUAAAUAAAUUCUGCCAUGUUUAGAUUAAAUUUUACUGUCAACUUCAAAACCAUGUCAUGCAUGUCUUCUGUUUAUUUUACAGUAUAGCUAGAAAAAAAUGUAGCUGUUUCACUUUACUCUGACCUCCCCUCGGAGGGAGUGCUAUGCAGACUUUCUGAAAGCUGGGAUUCCUGCUUACAAUACAAAUGUCAACUGGAGAUCAUAUUCAGGGAGUCUAAAUCCAGCUUAAGUCUGGCGUUCUUUAUUGUUUCCAUAUAGGUGACUGAAGAUGUCUAGCCAGAAGGGAACAGUAGGUGCUGGGAUUUAUGGGAAAUUUAAAUGGUAAAAAAUGGCUUGCACUGAAAUGUGUUUUGAUUCAUCCUGGUCUUAAAAUAUUUUUGAGACAUGGUAAGUUGUGGGACGUUGAAAGUACUAUGUUAUACGUGAGGUACCAAGAUCUCUCCCUCCCUUCAGCCUCAGGACUCUCCCUAAUAAUGCUGGAAGUUAAAAUGAAUCAUUUAUGAGCAUCAGUAGACACAUGGGUGGUGCCUCUUUGUAAACUGGUAUUUUGUUGAUGCAAUAUGUGUGACAGCCUUUUAGUUCUGAAUAUAAAUGUUACCGAGGGGAAAUUAGGUUGGUUCACAGAGGAGAUCAGCCAGACCUUGCAGUACAUCUUGCUGAGGAGCAGGUAUCUCCACCAGUACUGUUCUUCAGAAACUAGUACAUGUAGAAGAAAAAUGGAAGUCAUCGAGCUGGGAGAAGUUGACCUGAACUGUCCUUCAAACUGCCAAAUUCAUAAUACACAAUUCUUUGGAACUGACAGACAGAUAGUAAGGAGAGGGCAAGCCUUCAACUUUUAUGCUCGCUUUCAAAACCGGGAAUGGGAUGACUCUGUGGACAAAGCCAUUUUCACCGUGGAGACAGGCCUCAGACCCUGCGAAUCAAAUGAGACAAAAUGUAGCUUCCCAAUGGGCAGAUGCCUAGAUCAAACCUGCUGGAGCUCUUCCUACAAAUUUUAUCAGCCAAAAUGCAUCAAUAUCAGCGUGUUUCCUCCUUCCAAUGCCUGCAUUGGCCGUUACAUUCUCAAUAUGCAAAUCACAUCUUGUGGUCAUACAUAUCAGCGAUGUCUUGGAGAUUUUUAUGUCCUUUUUAACCCUUGGUGUGCAGAUGACCCUGUAUAUAUGGACAAUCAGGCCCAUAGAGAAGAGUAUGUUCUGAAUGAACAUGGUAUACUGUAUGAAGGAGUUCACAAGCAUAUUACCUCUCGACCAUGGCACUUUGGACAGUUUGAAGAUGGAAUUCUGGAUAUCUGCUUGAAGAUCCUAGACAUUGGUGCAAGUUAUCAUCAUGGCUCUGAUCGUGACCGCUGUUGGCGCAAUGACCCUGUGCAUGUCAGCAUGGUGGUAAAUCACAUGAUAAGCAGCCAUAUCACAAGCAGUAUAAUGAAGAUUCCAGAAAACAAUGAUUACCUGAAGGGAACAAAACCAUUUUCCUGGAAUGGAAGUGUCCCUAUUCUUCAGCAGUGGUACAAUGGCAGAUGCAGGCCAGUCAGAUAUGGCUACUGUGGGUCUCUUGCUUCAGUAAUGUGCACAGUGAUGCGCUGUUUGGGAGUUCCAAGCCGUGUUGUCACAAGCUUCUGUUUUCCAAGCUCAAAUGAGAAUCCACUUGGUAUCAAUGAGAUUUUUGACUGUACUGGAAAAAACCUAUGUGGUAAAGACAAGCUAUGGCGAUAUCACUGCUGGAAUGAAUCUUGGAUGGCUCGCAGAGACCUAAAACAAUGCUGUGGUGAUUGGCAGUGCUUGGAUCCGACACCUUUGGAAACAGGAAGAGGUACAGCUUGUAGCGGUCCUACCUGGGUUCGAAGCAUCAGAGAAGGGGAGCUGGACUUGGACUAUGAUGGUCAUCAUCUGUUUUCUCGAGUAAAUUCAAACUAUGCUGGCUGGCUUUCCCAAAACAAUGCCAAAAGAACAAAGUUUUUCUGCGAUCCUUGGCCCUGUGGACAACGUCUAAUCACCAAGCGUGUUGGCAGUGAGCAAUUUGAAGAUAUCACUGGGGCUUACAAGUAUGAACUAGGUUCUGUGAAAAACAAAGAAGCCUAUUACCGGGCUUACAGAAGAAUUUAUCCAGGGUACUGCAAUGCUUCCAACUGUCAUAUUGAUAGAGAGUUAUCGUCUCUGAAAAACCCAUUUUUGAGUGACUCUGGUAUUAACAUGAGGUUAAAGAUGGCUAAUUGCCCAAUGUACGGUGAAGAUGUCCAACUGCACUGGCUGCUUGAAAAUUUGCGUAAUGAAAACAAAACCCUGAAGUUUAAUUUGUGUGCACAAAUAAUAACCUAUAGCGGCUGCCCAUUGGAUCAAUUUUGGAAAGACAGUGUGACUAUCCCCUUGGGUCCAAGGGAAGUGAAAACAAUUCCAGUAUGUAUAUCAUAUAAUCAGUAUGGACCUUAUCUCUGUGAUCACAACAUUAUUAAAGUAGUUGCUGUCUCAGACCCAGAGUGUGGAGAAGUUCUGAUGGUGAGCAGGGAUAUCGUGAUCAACAGACCACCUGUUAUUGUAAAGCUACUGAACCAGCCAAGGCUGAAAGUACCAUGUACUGCAGAGAUCUCCUUCUGCAAUCCUCUCCAGGAAGAUAUGAAGAACUGUGUAAUGACGUUAGAAGGCUGUGGGUUAUUCAAAGAGCCAAUGACCAUUGAUUUGGGAACACUGGCAUCCAACCAGCAGGCACGAACCAUUGUGGAGUUCACACCUUACAGGCUUGGCAGUCACCGGCUCCUGGCUAAUCUUGGAUGCCACAAGUUUGCCUAUUGCAAGGGAUGCACCAAGGCCGAAGUGUGUUGCCUCACAGGCCAGAACGGUACCCUGCCUGCUGCUCAGAAUGGUGCCCUGCCUGUCAGCCAGAACGGGUCACACCCGGUGUGUGAGAAUGGCGCCGUCCACGUGAAUGGCUCUGGGCCUGUCCCAGUGGCAGACCCUGCGUUCAACUCCAUGUGUGAAUAUGUAUGUAUCCCAAUGUGCAACCCAAAUUGCAGUGCAGGGGGUCAGCCUGUGUAUGACUUUGUGUACCUCCCUGCGGGCCAUCCGUUAUGCAACUCCAUCUGCAACCAAGGCUUCAAUCCAAAUGUUAAUUCUGGUUUUGAUGUGGGAGGCGAUCCUGGCUUCCGCGUCGUAUGUGAGACUGUGCCUUCUGCUACAUGUGCCACGAUGCCUCCAUCCAUGUAUGGCUCUAUGCCUGCUCCAACCUCCAACCCUGUGUGCCCCCCUAUGCCCCAAGUGGUGUUUGAGACAGGUACUACUCCCGUGCACCAGCCUGGAGGCAGUGGGGGGCCGGUGUCCUACUCAGUUGCUGUCCCCGCAGAGAAUGCUGUGAGUGCCCUGCUAACUCACUUCAUGGCUGGCUCUGGCCCCACCGUGGCAACCCAGGCAGUCCCUACCCAUAUAUCUGCUCCACCAUCCCACCCAAUGUACUCUCCAGUAGCUCACACUGUCACCAUGCCACCAACAGCUGGUGCCUCUGUCUCACAUGUUGUCUGUGGCUCUGCACCCUCUCCCACAGCCCAGCCUCCAUGUGGCCCAAUGCCCACCCUGACCUCCCAACCCCUGAGCACCCCGGUAGGCCAUGGCGUGUGCUCCCCAGCCUCCUGCUCAGUGGCUUCCCCUGCACCCCACUCUGCUGCUCGUAGUGCCACUCCAGCAGGGCUGCAGAUGGGGAGCGCUCCCCCAGCACGCACGCUGUGCUCCCCAGCCCCGCGCCCCGUGGGACCCCCGGCAGCCCACUCAGUGUACUCUCCAUCCCCACGCCCAGUGGGAGCCCCUGCAGCCCACUCCCUGUGCUCAGCCACCUCUGUGUCUCUGGGGGCCACGGGUGCCCGCACCACUGGCUCACCCCCCACUCACCCUGAGGACUCACCCAGAGCCUGCUCCCCAGCCCCAGACCCCCUGGCAGCUGCCUCAGCCCGCUCCCUCUAUGCACCCACCUCUUACUCAGCCUCCCGGGCUGUGGGCACCCUGGGGUCUCGCUCAGUAUGCAGCCCUCAGUGGGGCCCCUCCUGUGACACCACCACUCGCUUGGGCUCCAACCUCACAUGGGCUCCCGCCUCCCGCUCAGCAUGGAGCUCUGUGGGACGCUCAGGCUACUCUCCUUUGUCCCGCACUGCCUACAGCACGCUCACACGCCCUUUGUACAGCUCCUUGUCCCGCUCCUACAACACUUUGUCCCGCUCUGCCUACACCACUCUUCCCCACUCCACCUCACCCUCUGCCUAUGCCACCCUGCCUCGUUCUGGGUCUUGCCCCCCUAGCAGCACCUUACCCCAGGUAGGGUCCCGCACGCCCUGGAGCCCCAGGAGGAGCACUUAUAACUACUUCAAACGUAAAUACCUGUAAUGGAGAGUAACUUGGAGAAAAGUCAAAGCCAGUGAAUUAAAGGCAGGGUGCAGACGCUUUGAAAGAGUUUAAAAAUAAGGUGAUGGGGCACGGCAUGUGUAGUCCUGGGUAUUUAGCCACACAUUUGAGAUGUGCCAAGAAAGCAAGCUGCUAGCUGACUUCUGAGGAAUGAAUUUGAUGUAAUACUCGUAUGUCUUGAGAUACAGUAUGGUGGAAGUGACAAACUGAACAUGCUCUCUAUGGGGCUGUUGUGACAACAGUUGCACAGUGCAGGUAAAUGGACUUACUUGCUUGGUUAAGCUGUUUUAUAAAGGAUGUGCUUUGACUCUCUCUUCUCUUGAUUUUUUGCAAUGAUUACUUCUCAGAUCUCUUUGGGCUACAGCACUUGUUGCAAAUCUCUCCCCUUGCAUGAAAUGUACUGUCCUUGGGAUACUGCAGAGGUGGCAGUAGACUUGCCUUACAUGUUACCUAAUAUAUUGGGUCCCUGAGUCCCAGUAUUGUUGUGGCUUGGGUCAGUUCUGCACACACUCAGAUUUCCUUAUGGGGCAGUGAAAACUGAGGAGGUCAUGGAGUAAUUAAAUUGCUACAAAUCAACUGAAGAGUUUAAAAAAAAAAAGAAAGACAGUUGUAAUAAAUGUAGUAUUACUACUCUUGAUGUAUUACAGUUCCAUUAUCAGGAACCCAAAGGUCAGAUUAGAAAGGCUGCAAAACUCAGUGAACGAAUAAUACCAACUUACUGGCCUACACAGUUGAAUACUUCUCAAAUCGCAUAUUCCCAAAAGUUCUUCAUGUGUACUGCAUGCAUUUAGGUUUGUGGGAGAAGGUCUAAUUCCAAGGCUGUGCUUUUUUGAUUCAGUAUAGGUAGUAAACUUCUAUCACCAUACCUGAACUAGAGAAGGAAGUAUGAUAUUAUCCUUUUUUUCCACUACCCAGCCCUCACAACUAAAAGGUUAAGAAGGUGAAUGAAAAUGUACUGUGUCUUCUUCAGAUAAUUGGUACCAUUUCAGUGCUAACCCUUUCCCAGUGUAAGAAUUGAAGUCAUAUAUUGUCAUAAUGGAGCUGUCCCCUAAUUUUGGAUUUGCUCAGAAGAAUUUUAGAUUUACUGACAACACUUCCCAUCCCUCCAUUAUUUUCCUCUAGUGCUCUUUUAUUUUUGGUAUAAGUGCUAGUGGGGUUUUGUGUUAAGAUAAUUUUGCCGGUGCUGCAGAAUUUUCAGUUGUGUAGUGAUAGUAUUUCAGUAGUAUCACUUUAGUUCACACCCCUAUGCUCUGUGAUGAGACUGAGUAACCUUCCAGGGAUAUGGGAAAGAUGUGGCAUCAGAUGGUAACUAUGAAUAUGCCAGCACUAUUAACUACAUAGUAAUUCUGAGUAUGGUAGAAGAACUAUUUGCCUGGAUAUUGUAGUGAAGUGGUCAUAACUAAUGACUUUUUUUUUUUUUUAUGCAGUUUCGAUAGUCUUUGCUAGCUAUUUGCUGAGAAUAUCUUUUCCUGACUGACAAUAAAAAUAGAAAUUUAAAAUCA